AUGGUUUAUGCCAAUCCUUUGCUGCCACGACCUUUGUUAGUCGAAAAUCAACUUCCCUUCUUUGUCCUUUGGGAGUUAUUUUGUAUAAUUGAGAGAAGUAUGGCUAAUCCAGAUAUGAACUUCAUGGGAGCAAUUUUUCGUUUGUUGGGAGGUACAGCACCAGGCAAAAUUCGCCCGGUGAACGAUCUGAGGUCCUUGAGUUUAUCAGAUAUCAAGCAUUUACUCGACUUUAUGUAUCACUGCUGCUUUCAUCCUUCAACUUCGGAAGCGGACGCUCGUAAAAAGAACCCCAGAGACGAUAAUUCAACUUCAGAAAUGAAGGACCGUGAACAGAACCCUAGAGGUCAGAAUUGCUUUAGAUCAUAUAUCAAGCAUUUACUCAACUUAAGGUAUCACUGUUGCUGCCAUCCUUCAACUUCACAGAAAAAGAAUGAAUCGAAAUUCAUUCGUUGUGCCACAGAGCUCAAAGAGGCUGGAAUCAAAUUCAAAUUGGUCGAUGGAAAUACCAUGUUCGAUAUAUGGUUUGCAAAUGGGACCCUACAUAUCCCUCAAAUUAGAAUAGGAGACUACACGGAACCUUUCCUCCGAAAUCUCAUUGCGUAUGAGCAGCUGUUCCUAGCGGACACAGAUCUCAAGCUUGCCACCGAUUAUAUGGUUUUUAUGGACAACCUUAUUGACUCUCCAAAAGAUGUGGAAAUACUUUGCCAACAUGGAAUUAUUAAGAACUUGUUAGGUGAUGACAAAGCUGUUGCCACCAUGAUUAAUGGUCUAGGUGUCUUUAUCAUUAUCUCCCCCAGCUUCUAUUACACUGAAGUAUUCAACAAGAUAAACAAGCAUCGCAAGUAA
This is a messenger RNA of Durio zibethinus, 846 nucleotides long. Lineage: Eukaryota; Viridiplantae; Streptophyta; Magnoliopsida; Malvales; Malvaceae. The record is from RefSeq and is a predicted model, not a curated record.